Messenger RNA from Daucus carota subsp. sativus, 702 nucleotides. RefSeq lists its product as uncharacterized. The record is from RefSeq and is a predicted model, not a curated record. The transcript has a single exon. Lineage: Eukaryota; Viridiplantae; Streptophyta; Magnoliopsida; Apiales; Apiaceae. Bases 1 to 702 code for a protein of 233 amino acids.
AUGGAUUCCUCCUAUAACGCCACUGUUGGAUCUGUAAUUCGAAAUGGUCAGUGGGUGGUUUCUAGUUCCAAUGAUUAUAGAGCUGUCCAAAUUCGUUCUUUGUUGGAUUCGGUUAAUAUUGGUGGCAGAGAUGCUGUUCUCUGGAGCAAUGACUUAGUGGUUAAUCUUCGUACUAUAUGGGAAUCCAUUCGUAGAAGGGGUACAUCACAGCCUUGGAUUCCAUUGGUUUGGAACAAAUUUCAUAUUCCUUCUUGCUCCUUUAUUUCCUGGCUUGCCUGCCGUAAUAGACUUUCCACUAAGGACAGGAUGAUUGAUAUUGCUCUUGCUGUUGAUCCGGUUUGUUGCUUGUGUCGUAGUUCUGCUGAGAGUGUGGAGCAUCUUUUCUCCUCCUGCCCUUACACUUACUUAUUACUACGUGCUUGUCCAUUUGCUAUUACUCUCUACUGGAAUGAUUGGCUUUCGGGAAAUUUCUUUAUUGAUAACCUCACUGUUUUUGAAAAGCAGCUGGCCUACCUUUACAUUACAGUGGUUAUUUAUUUGGUUUGGAGGGAACGUAACAGCCGAGUGCAUGAUAAUGGGAGUAUGACGGUGGGCAAUCUUCAUAGGCUCAUUAAACAAAUGUAUAGAGAAAAAUUAUUCUCUUGUCCCUUAUUUCGAAGGAAAUUAAGUGAUUCACCCCAUCUUAGCCAUAUUCUGUAUUAG